AUGAAUCUCAACCCUUUAGGGCCUGAAAAUUUUGAGAAUCUGGAGGGUGGAGUGCGGAAUACAGGAGUCGAGGCUAUCUCGCAGGUGAUGCGGAUGACGUUUGUGCUGGUUCCUGUUGCCGGAGGCGUUAUUUUCAUGAAGUGGGAGAAGCUCUUCGGACAUCACGCUGCGGUGGAUGGUUAA
Penicillium crustosum is the source of this 183-nucleotide messenger RNA. RefSeq names its product major facilitator superfamily transporter. The record is from RefSeq and is a predicted model, not a curated record. The transcript has a single exon. The coding region runs from base 1 to 183 and encodes 60 amino acids. NCBI's taxonomy places the organism in Eukaryota, Fungi, Ascomycota, Eurotiomycetes, Eurotiales, Aspergillaceae.